Messenger RNA from Drosophila melanogaster (fruit fly), 867 nucleotides. RefSeq names its product NADH dehydrogenase (ubiquinone) 13 kDa A subunit (gene ND-13A). Gene Ontology annotation, biological process: mitochondrial electron transport, NADH to ubiquinone. NCBI's taxonomy places the organism in Eukaryota, Metazoa, Arthropoda, Insecta, Diptera, Drosophilidae. The record is from RefSeq and is marked reviewed. Gene Ontology annotation, cellular component: mitochondrial inner membrane. The transcript is spliced from 3 exons. Bases 62 to 442 code for a protein of 126 amino acids.
UGACAGUUACAGGGUGUUUCGUGUCAGAAUACAUUUUGCGUACAAAUUUUUGUGGUAAAAAAUGGCCAGCAAGCAAUUGGUAAACAAUUUGUCCAAACUCGGCCUUCCGCGACAGAAUUGGAUGUCCCCACUGGCCAGCGUUCGCCACUCCAGCUGCCGCGGCGACAUCGAGAAGGUUACACACACCGGACAAGUGUUCGAUAAGGAGGACUACCGCAAUGCCCGGUUCGUGAACGCCAAGCGGUAUGUGAACGAGAACUGGGGCAUCAAGCUCAUCGAGGAGGUGCCACCCAAGGAGUGCACCGAACGAGUUGUCUUCUGCGACGGCGGCGAUGGUCCUUUGGGUCAUCCCAAAGUGUACAUCAACCUGGACAAACCCGGAAAUCACAUCUGCGGCUACUGCGGCCUGCGCUUCGUCAAGAAAGAUGACCAUCAUCAUUGAGGAAACCAUAGUGGCCAAUAGAUUUUAGCUAAAACACCUUUCUAUCCUGUUGCGCUAGCUUGAACUAAACUAAACUAAAUAAAAUUAGAACACCAAAAAGCUAAUCAUAUGAAGGAGUACCAUAAUUAUUACUCUAUCCCAAUGGAUAAAUCAGCUAAAAGCAAUCUUUUCCCGAAAUGAAAGUCAACUCUUUUUUUAUUGCACAACACUUUAUUUGCAUGUGUCUUGAAUGAUUACUAAUGCGUGCAUGCAUUGUGUCCUCUUAGAAAGUUAAAUCUGAUCAAAAUCAACUUAAGCUUUAAAGUUUAGUAAAACUAAUAAACAAAAACCGAAUUGUAAUUCAAAAUACUGUGAGUUGAACUCGGGACUGCUUGGGCAGAAGCCAGAUCAAUUCACCGCGCGGGUGUUUUGUGUUUUAAGUGUAU